This is a messenger RNA of Leptonychotes weddellii (Weddell seal), 502 nucleotides long. The record is from RefSeq and is a predicted model, not a curated record. Lineage: Eukaryota; Metazoa; Chordata; Mammalia; Carnivora; Phocidae.
GGGGGCAAGAACCUAGAGGAUGGCUCUGAAUGAUUGUUUGCUUUUGAACUUGGAAGUGGACCACUUCUUGCACUGCAACAUCUCCAAUCACAGUGCAGAUCUCCCCACCAACGACGACUGGUUCCACCCAGGGAUCUUCUAUGUCAUCCCUGCCAUCUAUGGGGUCAUCAUUCUGAUAGGCCUCGUCGGCAACAUCACCCUGAUCAAGAUCUUCUGUACGGUGAAGGCCAUGCGAAAUGUGCCCAACCUGUUCAUCUCCAGUCUGGCCUUGGGAGACCUGCUCCUCCUGGUAACGUGCGCUCCCGUGGAUGCCAGCAGGUACCUGGCCGACAGAUGGCUGUUUGGCAGGAUUGGCUGCAAACUGAUCCCCUUUAUACAGCUCACCUCGGUGGGGGUGUCUGUCUUCACACUCACGGCUCUCUCGGCGGACAGGCUUCAAAAAGCUGAUGGAUCACCUGAAUCACAGGUAGUGAGCGCAUCUAACCGAUUUCGACAAGAAUAA